AUGAGUAUAGAUGAAGAUAACACCAAUAUAGAAAAUGAAAUACUACGGUUGGCUGUACCCAAUAUCAGUGGAUUAGAUUUGUUGAAUGGUGGGAACUUGUCUAGUCUAGAAGAUUUGGAUAUUCUUUUAUUCCAUAUAAAUAGCUCACAAACAAUAAAUCAAGCAUAUUUUCCCUCAACUAUUUCACUCCACGUUAUAUUAACGCUUGCCACCAGAUUACCCCAAUUGAAUUGGUCAAAAGAAGCUCACGAACAUGAGAUUGUCAAAUUAGCCGUGGAACAAGAAGUUGUGCAUGGAUACACUUCAAUGAUAACAUUUAAAGAUCGUUCUCAUCGUAUACUAUCUCGGUAUUUGCAACACUUACAACAAUGCUUCGAACGAAAUGGUAACUUGGAUGAUUCGGAGCUAUUCGAACAAUUACGAUUCAUUUUCAAAGAAAUGAUUUCCCAGCAUGGUUCUAAAAAAAAGGUACGAAAUAAAACCCACAAGAGGAAAGAUUCAAGUGAACAUGAGAUUGUAUUGAUAUCUGAUUCUGAAGAGGAUAUAACGCUCAAGCCGAUCACUAAGCAACCAAGUUUGAAGAAUGAGCAAAAUUCGCCAACUAGUGCUAUGAAGAAUGCCCAAUUGUUGAUGGACAGGUUUGGUGAUUCUAAAAGUCGAAAACGUAGGAAAAAGGAGAUACCCACCCAAAAUACCAAAAUAUUUGAUGACCAUUUGAUCACUCAUAAGCUUAAUCCUUUAUUGAAUGACGGGUAUUCGUUGUGGCAUUUGAUUGAAUGGACAUUCUGGUGUUGCAAAAGAUCAAAAAUUGAAGAAAUAUCUAAAGAUAUCACUUUAGAUGGUUUUCAUGAAUCUUAUGUUAACUACCAACGGUUCGUCGAAUGGUGUUUGGAUUUCCUUAUUUUGGAUUUUGAAAUUUUGAUCAAUCGUUAUAGGCAUCAGCUUGAGCCUUCUCGAACUUCUGGUGAAGAUAAAUUCAAUUCCCCAAAAUUCAGAAUGGACAAGGUGAUGGCUAAAGAAAAGAAUCUCUUAUAUUUGUUGAUCGGAUAUAAAUCUGGUGGAGAUAGACACAAGGACAUUGUGGACAUAUGCUUGUACGGAUUGGUCGAAGGAGAGAGAGUUAAUAGAAAUCCUGUUUAUGGCCGUGAAAGACAAUUACUCGAUGAAAAAUAUUUCACUCGGAUGGGGGAUUUAAAUAGAGAUCAACGGGGUUCUAUGAGUUUGAGGACUAAAAUUCUAUUCACUGUGUACAGAGCUUCAACAUAUUAUUCUUCUGAUUCCGUUACCAGGAAGGAUAUAAGUUCUGACCAAACCUUGAACUUUGUCAGUCACAUAGAUGGAAAUAACAGUACCUAUGGAUUGAUUAAGCUUAUUGCCGACAAAAUGGUAGAGAUAGAUUCAAGGAUAAAUGAGAUAUUCUUUAAAUCGUUGGUUCAACUAGCUUUGGACGAAGAUUGUUCAAUCCACAGUGUUGAAUUUCUAUUCAUGACUUUAGCUUUUGUUGUAUCCGAACAAAACACUGAAGUUGAUCUUAAUGAAGCAUAUGAGCUGCUUUUCAAAUUGCGUAAAGCUAGCCACGAAGUUAAGGUCCGUGAAAAACUCACUGAUUUUUUGGAAUCUCAAGUCAUUGGACGAGACCUGGCCGCUUAUUUUGAGUUGAUAGCAGAGGAGUUGAAAGAUUCAAUAGACACAUAA
Molecule: messenger RNA, 1695 nt
Organism: Yamadazyma jaroonii
Lineage: Eukaryota; Fungi; Ascomycota; Pichiomycetes; Serinales; Debaryomycetaceae
Source: the annotation of a GenBank genome assembly